GUAGAAGUCAGUUAAUUGAGAACUAGUGUAAAGUACUUAAAUAAAAAUGAAACUCUCAAUCGCAAUUUGCCUAAUCUUCGUAUUCGUCGCCGUUUCUGCGAGACCCGACGACAAGUACACUACGAAAUAUGAUAACGUGAAUUUGGAUGAUAUUAUUAAAAGUGAUAGACUGCUGAGGAACUACAUCGAUUGCCUUUUAGGGACUAAGAAAUGUACUGCUGAUGGAGAAGAAUUAAAAAAGGUAUUGCCUGAUGCUUUAAAAACCGAAUGCGCAAAAUGCAGUGACGCUCAAAAGAAUGGUGCUAAAAAAAUAAUUACUCAUUUAAUCAAAAAUAAGCGACAAUGGUGGGAUGAACUUGAAGCCCGCUUUGACGCCGACCACAGCUACGCAAAAUCUCAUGAAAAAGAACUGAAAGAACUUGGAAUCGAAUUGUAAUUAUUUAUGAUCCUGUUUAAUUGAGUAUUAUGUUGUUGAUUGUUUGAUUAAUUGUUAAAUUGUAGAUUUUUGAUUAUCUUAAAUAAAAAGCAAUGUAUUAAAUU
This is a messenger RNA of Diabrotica balteata, 540 nucleotides long. The record is from the annotation of a GenBank genome assembly. Lineage: Eukaryota; Metazoa; Arthropoda; Insecta; Coleoptera; Chrysomelidae.